GCUGCUUUUCUCCUGCUUCAUGCUCGAGGGCAUCAUCUGGGGUUUCGGCUCCUCAUAUGGCAUCUUUCAGGAAUACUACAGCACACAUGAGCCUUUCGCCGGAUCAUCCAACAUUGCCGUUGUGGGCGCUUGCGCAAUGGGCAUCAUGUACAUGUGGAUCAUUCCAAUGUUCGUACUUUUGAAGAUCUACCCUAGACUGCGCACAUGGGCAGCUCCAGUCGGCCUGACCAUCAUGUGUCUGUCUCUCGGCCUGGGAUCCCUUGCAACCAACGUGACGCAUCUGAUCAUCAGCCAAGGAAUCAUGUAUGCAAUUGGUGGGGGUCUUGCCUGGACGCCCAUCCUCUUUUAUAUCGAAGAGUGGUGGGUUCUCCGUCGAGGCUUUGCAUACGGCGCCACCAUGGCGGGGCUCGGUCUCUCAGGGGCAAUCAUGCCCGUCGUCCUCCAGUGGCUGCUGGAUAGCUAUGGCUUCAGAACAACGCUACGUGUAUGUGCGUUAUCGGUCGUUGCCCUGAAUCUUCCGAUCUUGUUCUUCUUCAAGCCUCGGCUCCCCUUAUCGCAGACAACGCAGUCUCGGGAUUUUGAUCUGUCAUUUUGGACAUGUUCAAACUUCCUGAUCUUCCAGUCGGGCAACAUACUCCAAGGCCUAGGAUACUUCCUCCCGGCCAUCUACCUGCCGACUUUUGCACGAUCUUUGGGGGCAUCGAAUCUCCAAAGCACCGCCACAAUCAUUUUAUUGAAUGGCUCCGCUUGCAUAGGGUCUUUCUGCAUGGGUGCUGCGGUAGAUCGAUUCGCUGUCGUCAACUGCAUCGGAAUCACAGCACUUGGCUCUACAAUUACCGUAUUUCUGCUGUGGGGUCUAUCUACUUCUCUCGCGCCUCUAUAUGUAUUCUGCCUGCUCUACGGAGCAUUCGCAGGCAGUAAUUCGUCGAGCUGGAGCGCCAUCAUGCGAGAUACGAAGGAGAAGCGCAGAGGAGCUGACACCGGCAUGAUAUUUGCCUGUCUGUCAGCAGGAAAAGGCGUUGCAAACUUAUGCAGCGGCCCGUUAUCAGAAGCCCUAUUGCGCGCGGGCUCGUGGAGAGCCGGAUUCGCAUAUGGAAGUGGAUAUGGUGCGCUCAUCGCUUUUACCGGCGCCACAGCGUUGCUCUCUGGGUGGAGCUACGCUGCUAAGAAGAUUGGCUGGUUUUGAGACAUACUCAUAGUCGCUUUCGUAUUGCUUCCGGUGUCGAUCUUGAAUCUGACAGCUCUGUAAGCUGAACGAUCCCGAAGCUUUCCUCGUGUUGCAUACGGGCGUCGGGAGCAAUAUUCGCGACCGCGCAGGUACGCGCAACAGUCGACGCCACAAACGCACAACAUGUAAAGGUAGCCCGUCAUCCACCCACAGUCGCUGAACUUAUCGCAUCGCUCAAGCACUGUCCGCGACGAUUCUGGGAUUCUCCCUCGCAAGAAAAGAGCCAGCGUUUAGUUUGGUGUUGUAUUAGAGCCGCGGCAUAACUUCCGAGGUGGGCGCAACACUGUACAGCGGCUACAUGACCUCUUAGAUCGUUUUUCCAUCAAAGGAAGGU
This is a messenger RNA of Paraphaeosphaeria sporulosa, 1562 nucleotides long. RefSeq names its product MFS general substrate transporter. The transcript has 5 exons. Gene Ontology annotation, cellular component: fungal-type vacuole membrane. NCBI's taxonomy places the organism in Eukaryota, Fungi, Ascomycota, Dothideomycetes, Pleosporales, Didymosphaeriaceae. Gene Ontology annotation, molecular function: transmembrane transporter activity. The coding region runs from base 20 to 1186 and encodes 388 amino acids. The record is from RefSeq and is a predicted model, not a curated record. Gene Ontology annotation, biological process: transmembrane transport.